GGGCCGAGCGAGCUUUUUUAAAGCCCCAGCCAGUUGCGAUAGCAACAGUGUUACAGUGUGGAGUCUGACACACAAACCUACAGCAUUAAAGUGUUCAUUAUAAACUGUAAGAUGUUCAACAACCUUCUCAAGGACUUUGAAGACGACCCGUUUUUUUCUGAUCCUUUCCGCAUGCACGAUGAACGCAUGCAAGAAAUGAUGAGGAAUUUUUCGGAUCCCUUCAGGCCCAUUGUCGCAGACGGCCGGGACAGAGGACGCAGGCAAGAAGAAGGUCAGCCUCGCUCGAGCGUAGCCAUCGCCAGCGAUCACAGAAAUAUGAAUUUCUUCAGGAGCCCUUUUGCAACAAUGGAUAACAUGAUGGCAGACAUGAGGAACAGAAUGGAGGAAAUGCACAGAAACAAUGAGAUCUUGCCACCAGACUCGCACACAUUCAGCUCCUCCUCAUUCAUGACUUAUUCUAAAGUAGGAGACGAGCCAGCCAAAGUAUUCAAGGCCUCCACCGAAACGCUCUCUGCCCCCGGAGGAAUUAAGGAAACAAGACGGGCUGUGAGUGAUACUGUGACUGGGGUAGAAAAGAUGUCCAUUGGUCACCACAUCGAUGAAAGGGGACACAUCAUUGAGAAGAAACGCAACAAAAAGACGGGGGAAAGAGAGUUUAACCAGGACUUUCAGAACAUGGAUGAGACUGAAGCCCAGGCCUUCGAUGACGAGUGGGAGCAGAAGGUGUCUACAUUUCAGCCAGCCGCCAGGAUGUCCCGUCUGGAGGCCCCGAGAGCCAGAGAGGCUCACCGAGAGGCCAUCACCAGCCCUGCACACACACACAAAGAAAGAAACACUAAACCAGCAGAAGUGAAGAAGAAAACACACCUUUCGGAGCUCAGCAUUCAAAGCGCCAACAUGAAGAAAAAGUAAAAACUUUACAAACUG
Messenger RNA from Tachysurus fulvidraco (yellow catfish), 927 nucleotides. RefSeq names its product myeloid leukemia factor 1 (gene mlf1). The record is from RefSeq and is a predicted model, not a curated record. Lineage: Eukaryota; Metazoa; Chordata; Actinopteri; Siluriformes; Bagridae. Gene Ontology annotation, cellular component: nucleus; cytoplasm. The transcript has 7 exons. The coding region runs from base 112 to 912 and encodes 266 amino acids. Gene Ontology annotation, biological process: regulation of DNA-templated transcription.